Messenger RNA from Lytechinus variegatus (green sea urchin), 411 nucleotides. RefSeq lists its product as uncharacterized. The coding region runs from base 1 to 411 and encodes 136 amino acids. The transcript is spliced from 4 exons. The record is from RefSeq and is a predicted model, not a curated record. Lineage: Eukaryota; Metazoa; Echinodermata; Echinoidea; Temnopleuroida; Toxopneustidae.
AUGGCACCUGUUACAAGCAAGAGGGAUCUGGAAAUGAUAUGGUGCGCCAGCAAGGCAGGAUCGGCAAUGGGGCCAAUUAGAUGCUUGGAGAAGACUAAAAAAGGACAUUGCUGCCAAAGAAAGGUGGUACAAGAAGCUUUUGUACACAACACUAUUCCGCCGGUUAGUACACCAGAAGCAGCAAGUCAGAUGAGGGGGAUAGAUGCCUUGAAAAGACAAAAAAAUUAUCAGUGCUCAAGAAAAGCCGUACAAGAGGAUCUGUGCACGCAACGCUGUACAAGAUGUAAGCAUCGAACUUGCCACAAAAGCGGGAUUUGUGGCCAGCAUCAUAAGGCGUUGAAUGACGGAGUAAGUAUCCACAAUCCCCUCAUUCAGAUGAAUUUGACAUGCAUGAUAUACUUUUCAAUAUGA